Panicum virgatum (switchgrass) is the source of this 651-nucleotide messenger RNA. RefSeq lists its product as uncharacterized. The transcript has 4 exons. Bases 1 to 459 code for a protein of 152 amino acids. The record is from RefSeq and is a predicted model, not a curated record. NCBI's taxonomy places the organism in Eukaryota, Viridiplantae, Streptophyta, Magnoliopsida, Poales, Poaceae.
AUGCUCCUCUUCCUCGUGGCGCUCUUUCGAGCCUGGGGCAUCGAGCUGUCCCUCGACGACUGCCCCGAGGGCGCCCACCUCGUCCACACUCAUCUGCGCAUCGCUAAUUCGCUAUACUACCCUGCGCCGCCGCGCCCGUCGGCUCCUGCCCGCCCCAUUGCCGCCGUCCGGUGCCGACGACACCAUGCCUGGAGCUUGCCCUGCCCCCGCCGGCGCCGACUCACGGACGCCUCCCGACCACCGCCGACGUCGCCGCCGGGGACAUCAUCGUCGUGCCGCUGCCCGGGGACUCCCAGCUUUUACAAGGGCCCGGCCAUGUUUCAGUUCAGACAUGAAAAAGGGGACAAGAAAGGGGCGAGAGAUGCAGCACAUUCACAUUAUGGAGGGCCUCUUCAGAAGAUCUGGGACCUGAACAAUGAGAUAGCCUCCUCAGAAGUCAAGAUAGCAUCCAAGAUGUAGUGGUUUAGUAGCUUGACUGUAAUAUGUAGCUAGAUAGACUCACUAUGUCGAGGUUUUAGUCAUAAAUGAAAUGUGUCUGUCAGAUUAUAAGUGGAAGCAUUUCCAACAAGCAGAAAAUUGUAUCUGUCAAAGAUAUUUCCAAAUAAAUAUAGGAUUAUCAGUCAUAAAUGAAAUGUAUCUAUUUGAACUCGA